Messenger RNA from Leishmania braziliensis MHOM/BR/75/M2904, 822 nucleotides. RefSeq names its product putative 40S ribosomal protein S4. The transcript has a single exon. The record is from RefSeq and is a predicted model, not a curated record. Lineage: Eukaryota; Euglenozoa; Kinetoplastea; Trypanosomatida; Trypanosomatidae. Gene Ontology annotation, molecular function: structural constituent of ribosome; RNA binding. Bases 1 to 822 code for a protein of 273 amino acids. Gene Ontology annotation, biological process: translation. Gene Ontology annotation, cellular component: ribosome; cytosolic small ribosomal subunit.
AUGGCCAAGAAGCACCUCAAGCGCCUCUAUGCGCCCAAGGACUGGAUGCUGAGCAAGCUGACCGGCGUGUUUGCGCCGCGCCCGCGCCCGGGUCCGCACAAGCUGCGCGAGUGCCUGCCGCUGCUGGUGAUCAUCCGCAACCGCCUGAAGUACGCACUGAACGCGCGCGAGGGCGAGAUGAUCCUACGCCAGGGUCUGGUGCACGUGGACAACCACCCGCGCCGCGACGGCAAGUACCCUGCCGGCUUCAUGGACGUGAUCGAGAUCCCGAAGACGGGCGACCGUUUCCGCCUGCUGUACGACGUCAAGGGCCGCUUCGCGCUGGUGAGCGUGUCUGAGGCGGAGGCGCAGAUCAAGCUGAUGAAGGUGGUGAACCUGUACACGGCCACCGGCCGCGUGCCGGUCGCCGUCACGCACGACGGCCACCGCAUCCGCUAUCCGGACCCGCACUGCUCCAUUGGUGACACCAUUGUGUACAACGUCAAUGAGAAGAAGUGUGUGGACCUGAUCAAGAACCGCCAGGGCAAGGCCGUGAUCGUGACCGGCGGCGCCAACCGCGGCCGCAUCGGCGAGAUCGUGAAGGUGGAGCGCCACCCCGGCGCGUUCGACAUUGCGCACCUGAAGGACGCGUCUGGCGCCGAGUUCGCCACCCGCGCCGCAAACAUCUUCGUGAUUGGCAAGGACCUGAAUAACCUGCAGGUGACGGUGCCGAAGCAGCAGGGUCUGCGCAUGAACGUGAUCCAGGAGCGCGAGGAGCGCCUGAUCGCGGCCGAGGCCCGCAAGACCGCGCCGGCUCGUGGUGCCCGCAAGGCCCGCAAGUAG